Messenger RNA from Selaginella moellendorffii, 885 nucleotides. RefSeq names its product peroxidase 42. Bases 1 to 885 code for a protein of 294 amino acids. NCBI's taxonomy places the organism in Eukaryota, Viridiplantae, Streptophyta, Lycopodiopsida, Selaginellales, Selaginellaceae. The transcript has 2 exons. The record is from RefSeq and is a predicted model, not a curated record. Gene Ontology annotation, biological process: response to oxidative stress. Gene Ontology annotation, molecular function: peroxidase activity; heme binding.
AUGGCCGGAAGAAUCUCAAUGCUGCUCCUGUUGCUUCCAGUUCUUGUUCCGGUGAUGGAUGCAGCAGCAGGAGGCCUGACCCCGGGAUUCUAUCAGCAGAGUUUCGGUGCUCGAGGCCUCCUGCCCUGGCGUUGUGUCGUGCGCGGACAUCGUCGUCAUGGCUGCCCGGGACGCCAUUGCUCUGGUAAGACAACAAAAGUUUCCAUCAUUUCGGAAGAAAGAAAGAAUGCGAAAGAGCUGACCAUUCUGAUCUCGCUUGGAUUUUCACAGUCUGGAGGGCCGACGAUACCGAUCCUGACCGGCAGAAGAGAUGGAACCACAGCCAGCGCCAAGCAAGCCGACGAUUCUCUUUUCCCGCCACAAACUCCGCUCGAUCGGGUGCUCUCCGUCUUCCAAUCGCAAGGCCUCGACACGGUGGAUACAGUAGCGCUGCUCGGUAUUUCACGCCUGCUCGACCUUCUUGCCCGUAAUAUCGUUCGAUCUUGCGCAGGAGGCCACACCCUGGGAGUGUCGCACUGCCCUAGCGUCGUCAAUCGCCUCUACCCGCGCAUGGAUUCAUCGCUGCCGCUGGGAUUCGGCGCGUCGCUGCGCCUGCGCUGCCCGGCCACGAUCCCGAUGAACAACCUCAGCAUCAUCGCCAACGAUUUCACAAACCUGGCCUUCGACAAUCGCUUCUACAGCGAUGUGAUCGCCGGCACCGGCGUCCUCACGGUCGAUCAGCAGCUCGCCAGCGAUCCGCGCACCCGCGGCAUCGUCAAUCAAUUCGCCGCCGACCGUGCCGCCUUCUUCCGCGCAUUCGCGCGAGGGUUCCAGAAAAUGUCCCACCUCAACGUGCUCACGAGCAAUGCCGGACAAGUACGGCGGAGCUGCCGUACAGCCAACUAA